AUGACAGCAGAGGUGAGGAAAGCCAUAUGUCUGGCUCCUCAGCUCUUGGGUGCCCAGGAGAAGAGGGACAACUCUUGGGGACCAGGAUCAAGCCUGCAACAGGACAGUCAACUCAGCUGUGAAGUCUUUAGGCAACACUUUCGGCAACUGUGUUACCAUGAGACCUCUGGGCCACAGGAGGCCCUGGGCCAACUGCGUGACCUUUGUGGACGGUGGUUGAGGCCAGACAUGAACACAAAGAUGCAGAUCCUGGAGCUGCUGGUGCUAGAACAGUUCAUCACCAUUCUGCCUGGGGAAAUCCGUGCCUGGGUGCAGCUACAUCGUCCAGAAAACGGAGAAGAGGCUGUGGCCAUGGUGGAAGAUUUCCAGAAACACCUCAAUGGACCAGGACAGAAGGAUUUGGUGACAUUUGAAGAUGUGUCAGCAGACUUUACUGGGAAAGAAUGGAAGGGCUCAGCACCUGCUCAGAGGGCCUUCUUUCGAGAUUUGAUGUUGGAGAAUUAUCGGGAUGUUGUAUCACUGGGAAUCUCUUGGAGAGAGGAAGAACCAUGGAGCCUAAAUCAUCAGGGACCUCUGGACUUGGAAGAUGGGAAAAGCACCUGUACGGAAGGUGAUAAUGUUACUGAGAAUGAGGAGAACACUUCAAAACAAGACAUUUUUGUUGAAUCAGAAUCACAUAAUAAUUCAUCAGAAAGUCUACAGAAGGAUCUUUGCCAGGGAUCUGAAACUGAAGAAGCCUGUGAAAGGGAAAAUAUUUUCGAGCAGCAGCAAGGAACACUCUCACAGGAAAAAAUUAGGAGAAUUAACAGUGAUUUUAUGGGCGUGAUAGUCCAGAAUAAGAAAAUCCCUAUUGAGGAGAGAGAUGAGAAACAUAAAGAAUUUUGGAAAAGUUUUGAUCUUGUCUCAAAUACUGGUACACAUGAGAAAAUUCCUAGAGGACAGAAAUCCUAUCAAUGUAACGAAUGUGGCAAAUACUUCAAUCGGAGCUCACACCUUAUUGGACAUCAGAGAAUACACACCGGAGAGAAACCUUAUGAAUGUAAUGAAUGUGGGAAAAGCUUCAGACAGACUUCUCAACUUAUUGUACAUUUGAGAAUCCACACAGGUGAGAAACCCUACGAAUGUAAUGAGUGUGGAAAAGCUUACCGUCACAGUUCACAUCUUAUUCAUCACCAGAGACUCCACAAUGGUGAAAAACCUUACAAAUGUAAUGAGUGUGUGAAAGCCUUCACUCAGAGCUCUCAACUUAUUGAUCAUCAGAGAAUCCAUACUGGUGAGAAACCCUAUGAGUGUAACAUGUGUGGGGAAGCCUUUAGUCGGAGUAAAAGCCUUAUUCGACAUCAGAUACUUCACACUGGGGAGAAGCCUUAUAAGUGUAAUGAAUGUGGGAAAGCCUUCUGUUCUAAUAGGAACCUUAUUGAUCAUCAGAGAACUCACACUGGAGAGAAACCUUAUCAGUGUAAUGAGUGUGGCAAGGCCUUUAGCAGGAGCAAAUGCCUUAUUAGACAUCAGAGCCUCCAUACUGGGGAAAAACCUUACAAAUGCAGUGAAUGUGGGAAGACUUUCAGUCAAGGUUCUCAACUUAUUGACCAUGAAAGAAUUCACACUGGGGAAAAACCUUUUGCAUGUAGUGAGUGUGGCAAGGCAUUUAGCCUAAGCAAGAGCCUUAUUCGACAUCAGAGACUUCAUACUGGAGAGAGACCAUAUAAAUGCAACGAUUGUGGAAAAUCUUUUAAUCAGAAUUCGCACCUUAUUAUACAUCAGAGAAUUCAUACUGGGGAGAAACCUUAUGAAUGUAAUGAAUGUGGAAAGGUCUUUAGUUAUAGCUCAAGUCUUUUGGUGCAUAAGAGAACCCACACUGGGGAGAAGCCUUAUGAAUGUCAUGAAUGUGGAAAAGCUUUUAGUGACAGCUCACAACUAAUUGUACACCAGAGGAUACAUACUGGGGAGAAGCCCUAUGAAUGUAAAGAAUGUGGGAAAGCCUUCAGUCAGCGUUCAACUUUGCUGGUACAUCAGAGAAUGCACACUGGGGAGAAACCCUAUGAAUGUAGUGAGUGUGACAAAGCCUUCACUAAUAAGAGCAAUCUUGUUGAUUAUCAGAGGAUCCACACUGGGGAAAAACUAUAUGAAUGUAAUAAUUGUGGGAAGACUUUCUUUUUGAGGAAAAGUUUCACUGGGCACCAGAAGGUCCACCAUAGGGAGAAAGCUUGUAAAUGUAAUGAGUAUGAUAAAGUCUUUAGUUGCAGAUCAAAACUUGUGGUACAUCAACGAAUCCACACAGGAGAGAAACCCUAUGAAUGUGAUGAUUGUGACAAAGCCUUCACGCAUAAGAGAAAUCUUCUUGAUCAUCUAACAAUCCACACUGGGGAAAAAUCCUAUCAGUGUAAAGAGUAUUGUGAAAAAAUAUUUAGUUAUAGAUCCAAACUUCUUGCACAUCAGCAAAUUUACACAGAAGAGAAAGCUUUCAAAUGUAACGAUUGUGACAAAGUCUUUACUCAUAAGAAUAAUCUUGUUGAUCAUCAGAGAAUCCACACUGGGGAGAAACCCUAUGCUUGUAAAGAGUGUGGGAAAACCUUCAGCCAGAGUGCAAACCUUACUGUACAUCAAAGAAUCCAUACUGGGGAGAAACCUUUUAUUUGUAAUGAGUGUGGGAAAGGCUUUAGUCAGAGAUCCCACCUUAUUCGGCAUCAGAGAAUCCAUACUGGGGAGAAGCCCUAUGAAUGUAAUGAGUGUGGGAAAACCUUUAGUCAGAGCUCAAAUCUGAUUGUACAUCAGGGAAUUCACACCGGAGAGAAAUCUUAUGAAUGUGAUGAAUGUGGGAAAGCUUUCCGUCGAAGUUCAGGUCUUACUGUCCAUCAAAGAAUCCACACAGGGGAGAAACCAUAUGAGUGUAAUGAGUGUGGGAAGGCUUUCAGUUGCAGCUCAUACCUUAUUGUACAUCAGAGAAUACAUACUGGGGAGAAACCUUAUCAAUGCGGUGAAUGUGGGAAAGCCUUUAGUCAGAAUUCACAUCUAAUUCUCCAUCAGGCAACUCAUUCACGAAAGAAACACCAGAUUCCUCCAUUGGUUAGAGCUCAGUGUUAAUGGAAUCAGGGAUUCGCAUUGAUUCCUUGGUUCUGCAACCAUAUCCUGUACUCAGAUUAGCCAUUUCACAAAUGUCUAUCUUUGCUCAAAACUGAAACUCAAGAGGGAAGUUACAGACAGCUCCCACCAACUUUUAUGUAUGACUACAAAGGGAUAGUACAUUACUUUCCACUUGUAUAUUGGUUUGUGAUUACAUUUCAGUUCUUUUCACAUUGGAAGUGUGUAGCUUAAGUUAGAUUUUAACCACUGAGGUCAGGCACUCAGUCUUAUCUCUGGUUUUGAAAAUAAAACACCACCAUAACUUAGUAGUUGCUCUUUAUAUGUGGCAAGUAAUUAUUAAUUCACAACCAGAUAAAUUUUUUAUCUCAUCAAAUGUAAAGCCUUGAUUCAGUCUGAUUAGGGGAGGGGAGUGCCUGAAUCAAGCAAUAAAAUCUAAGUUAAAUCCC
Messenger RNA from Gracilinanus agilis (Agile Gracile Mouse Opossum), 3530 nucleotides. RefSeq names its product zinc finger protein with KRAB and SCAN domains 7-like. The transcript has 7 exons. The record is from RefSeq and is a predicted model, not a curated record. Lineage: Eukaryota; Metazoa; Chordata; Mammalia; Didelphimorphia; Didelphidae. Gene Ontology annotation, biological process: regulation of transcription by RNA polymerase II. Gene Ontology annotation, molecular function: DNA-binding transcription factor activity; RNA polymerase II cis-regulatory region sequence-specific DNA binding. Bases 1 to 3084 code for a protein of 1027 amino acids.